GUAUUGUAUGAAUCAAGAAUGCAUAGAAUUUCUCUCUUUUCUUCUCCAUCUCUCUUCCUCUCCCUUUGUGUGAUUGAUCUUAGAUAAAACAACCACCUUUUCCACAUGGUAUCAAAGCUAUUAUGAGAUCAAUUGCUCUGUCAGUUGCUUCUCUUUCCAAUCCAUUUUAUGUGUGUUGGUGAAUUAAGAGAGAGUAAUGAGUUCUUAUUUUGGCGAUUGAAGUCAGCCUCCUCAAUUGAAGGUCCUGAGAGUUUCUUAAAGUUAGAAGGAAGGUUACACAAUCUUUAACUGGAGAUAAUUACCAUGCUUGGUUUCAAUCAAUGCAAAUUGCUCUGCGAUCGAAGAACAAGCUUGGCUUCAUCGAUAGAAGUUUUACCUUGCCAUAUGAUGUUUCUGACCUAGCAUAGAAUGCUUGGUUACGUUGUAAUUAUAUGGUCUUCUCGUGGUUACUCAAUUCUAUAUCGAAAGAGAUAGCAGCAAGUUGCAUCUAUUGAUAUUGCUAGUGAACUCUGGUGUGAUUUGCAGCAAUGUUACUUGCAAACUAAUGCACCACGAAUUUUUCAGAUUCAGAAGGAAAUUGGAAAUCUGGUGUAAGAUGAUCUCUCUGUAAGUGCAUAUUUCACUCGUUUGAAGACGCUUUGGGAUGAAUUAAUGAAUUAUAUGCCCUUUCCUCCUUGUGGUUGUUCAAUAAAUUGAAAUUGUGAAGUCUUAAAGGCUGUUCUUGAAUAUCAGCAAUGAGAAUAUGUGAUGUGUUUCAUGAUGGGACUUAAUGACACUUAUGCAAGUGUCCAAUCUCAAAUUUUGCUGAUAGAUCCAUUUUAUGAAUUGAUGAAUUAUAUGCCCUUGCAUGCUUGUGGUUGUUCAAGAAAUUCUGAUUGUGAAGUCUUAAAGGCUGUUCUUGAAUAUCAGCAACAAGAAUUUGUGAUGUGUUUCAUGAUGGGAUUUAAUGACACUUAUGCAAGUGUUCGAUCUCAAAUUUUUCUGAUAGAUCCAUUUCCCGAUAUGAAUAGAGUAUUUUCUUUGAUCUUGCAAGAAGAAAGGCAGCGUGGUAUUCAUCCUAAUGGCAAAUUUGCCAACCUUGAUUCGGUUGCUGUGGCUUCCACUACUCAAGAACAAAAUUUUCUCAAAAUUAAUUCAAGAUAUAAGCCCUCUUCAAAACCUAAACCAGUGUGUAGCCACUGUGGCAUGAUGGGGCAUAUCAAGGAGAAAUCCUAUAAACUUCAUGGGUAUCCUCCUGGUUACAAGUUUACAAGGUCUUGAAUUAAUUUUGUCAUUUGUAAUUUUUCUGAUACUAUUUCACAGGGAGCAAAAAUUUCUGAAGGAUCUUCAUUACCUUUUACUCGAGCAGUAUCAAUAACUUCUUUCUAUGCUUGAUUAACAUAAUUCUUUAGUUAAACCUGCUAUGGAUCAUCAAGUAGGUACUCAGCAAAAUUCUCAGACAUUUCUUAACCAAUCAGAUCAAAAUAACAAUGUCAAACAGAAUAAUGAGUCCAACACAAAGAAAGGAGCAAAGUUCAUAGCUAGCACUAUGGCUGCCACAGGGGCACUACUUGUAGGCCUACUUCUGGUAUUGUAUAUGUGGAGGAAGAAGCAACACCAACAGCAACGCCAACAACAACAGAGAGAUGGAAAUUUAGUACGCAGUUCAGAAAUAGAUCCGGAGUUACCAGUAUUUGACUUGGCUACAAUAUCGAAUGCAACUGAUAACUUUUCUUUCCAAAAUAAACUUGGGGAAGGCAGUUUUGGAUCUGUCUACAAGGGUGUUCUAAACAAUGGACAAGAAAUUGCUGUGAAGAGGCUCUCUAAGAGUUCUAAUCAAGGACUGGAUGAGUUCAAGAAUGAAGUAAUUCACAUUGCCAAACUUCAGCACCGGAAUCUUGUUAGACUUUUGGGGUGCUGCAUUCAAGGAGAUGAAAAGAUGCUGGUGUAUGAAUACAUGCCAAACAACAGCUUGAACUCCUUUAUUUUUGGUCAUACAAGAAGUACGGAGCUAGAUUGGCAAAAGCGCUUCCACAUUAUCAAUGGUAUUGCACGGGGGCUUCUUUAUCUUCAUCAAGACUCUAGACUAAGGAUAAUUCACAGAGAUCUCAAAGGCAGCAAUGUUUUAUUAGACAAUGAGAUGAACCCAAAAAUUUCUGACUUCGGGAUGGCUAGAAGUUUUAGAGAGAAUGAAACUGAAGCAAAUACAAAGAGAGUGGUCGGGACAUACGGUUACAUGUCGCCUGAGUACGCAGUUGAUGGUCUCUAUUCAACAAAAUCUGAUGUCUUUAGCUUUGGGGUUUUAGUUCUGGAGAUAGUUAGUGGAAAAAGAAACAGAGGAUUCAGUCAUCCGGACCACCAACUUAACCUUCUGGGGCAUGCUUGGAAAUUAUAUAUGGAAAGCAAGCCUAUGGAAUUGAUUGACGCAUCACUGAAGCACUCGUGCAAUCCGUCUGAAGUGUUGUGGUCGAUCCAUCUAGGUUUGUUGUGUGUGCAACAUCAUCUAGAAGAUAGGCCAAGCACGUCAUCUGUUGUACUGUUUUUGGGUAGUGAUGGCGUGUUACCUCCACCCAAGCAACCUGGUUUUUAUACGGAAAGGGAUCUGCAUGGAGUAGAUUCUUCCCCGAGCAGUCAAGAACCGCCUUCAGUGAACAAGAUGACCAUUACAUUGCUACAGCCUAGGUGACAAACUAUUCACGUGUUGAUAUUUUGUAUGUCUUAAGAGUCUUGUGAAUUUAUUCAAGCAUUAAAGAAGGUUAUGUUGAUUUUGCUUA
Malania oleifera is the source of this 2753-nucleotide messenger RNA. RefSeq names its product G-type lectin S-receptor-like serine/threonine-protein kinase SD1-1. The coding region runs from base 1403 to 2665 and encodes 420 amino acids. Gene Ontology annotation, molecular function: ATP binding; protein serine/threonine kinase activity. Gene Ontology annotation, biological process: protein phosphorylation. The record is from RefSeq and is a predicted model, not a curated record. The transcript is spliced from 8 exons. Lineage: Eukaryota; Viridiplantae; Streptophyta; Magnoliopsida; Santalales; Ximeniaceae.